UGCUUAUUACAGCGGGGAGGAAAGUAGGUCAGUGUAAAUAUGUACAGUCCUAACGCUGCGCCGUCCAUGUUCGCGUGAUGAUACAUGUGCUUCACUGCCUUCUUCGAGUUUAGUGCCUGUUCACAUAUCUGGAGGUGAAGGCUAUCACUGGGAACUGGACACUGGUCACCUCUAAGUCUCGCCCACUACCAGCCUCCUUACCUUGCACACCACUGACAGUGGGCGAAGAGUCUUCAUGAGAUGGUCUGAAAACAUCAGUCCUCAUGAAUCUCUGUGAUGAUCUAAUGGCAGACCAAAGAAUGGACAUUUCCUCCACAAUGAAUGAGUUCAUGUCGCCCAGCUCCACUGACCUCAUCAGCAGCUCCAUCGGCACGCCCGGGAUGGACUACACCCGCAAGAGAAAGGGCAGCUCCACUGACUACCAAAUUGAUGGAUUUUCAUUUGAGGACAGUAUGGACACAGACAAGGACAAACAGCUUGGAAGGGAUUGCACUGAUCAGCAAGGCCGGAUUAAGAAUGCAAGGGAGGCUCACAGUCAGAUCGAGAAGAGGCGCAGAGACAAAAUGAACAGCUUCAUUGACGAGUUGGCCUCUCUAGUGCCUACCUGCAACGCCAUGUCCCGCAAACUGGACAAGCUCACCGUGCUGCGCAUGGCCGUCCAGCACAUGAAAACAUUACGAGGUGCUGCAAACCCCUACACUGAAGCUAACUACAAACCAGCCUUUCUGUCAGACGAUGAACUGAAGCACUUAAUACUGAGGGCUGCUGAUGGUUUUCUCUUUGUGGUCGGCUGCGAUCGGGGAAAGAUUCUGUUCGUUUCAGAGUCGGUGUACAAAAUUCUUAACUACAGUCAAAACGACCUGAUUGGCCAGAGCUUGUUUGAUUACUUGCAUCCUAAAGACAUUGCCAAAGUCAAGGAGCAGCUGUCCUCUUCUGACACAGCGCCAAGGGAGCGACUCAUCGAUGCCAAAACUGGGUUGCCCGUAAAGACGGACAUCACCCCAGGGCCGUCGAGGCUGUGCUCCGGGGCCAGACGCUCAUUCUUCUGCAGAAUGAAAUGCAACAGGCCCCUUGUCAAGAUGGAGGACAAGGACUUCCCCUCCACCUGCUCCAAAAAGAAAGCUGACCGCAAAAGUUUCUGCACCAUUCACAGCACGGGCUACCUGAAGAGCUGGCCGCCCACCAAGAUGGGCCUGGACGAGGACAGCGAGCCAGAUAACGAAGGCUGCAACCUCAGCUGCCUGGUGGCCAUCGGCCGCCUGCACCCUCAUAUAGUGCCCCAGCCCAUGAACGGGGACAUCCGCGUCAAGCCCACCGAAUAUGUCUCACGGCAUGCAAUCGACGGCAAGUUUGUCUUUGUGGACCAGAGGGCUACUGCCAUCCUCGCUUAUUUACCCCAGGAACUACUGGGCACGUCUUUCUAUGAAUAUUUCCACCAGGACGACAUCGGACACCUCGCUGAAUGCCACAGACAAGUGCUGCAGAUGCGAGAGAAGAUUAACACUAACUGUUACAAGUUUAAGAUCAAAGAUGGCUCCUUUAUCACUCUGAGAAGUCGCUGGUUCAGUUUCAUGAACCCCUGGACCAAAGAGGUCGAGUACAUCGUGUCCACAAACACAGUCGUCUCGGGCAGUACGCUCGAUGGAGCAGACCCCAGUUAUCCUCAGCUCGCUGCUUCCCCCCAGAGCAUGGACAGUGUUCUCACAGCUGAUGGCUCAGGGAAGAGAGCGCUGCAGACGGUUCCUGGCAUUCCUGGAGGCACGAGAGCCGGAGCAGGGAAGAUAGGACGCAUGAUCGCAGAGGAGGUGAUGGAGAUCCAGAGGAUAAGAGGCUCGUCGCCCUCCAGCUGUGGCUCCAGCCCGCUCAACAUCACCAACAGCACACCCCCUCCAGACACCUCUUCUCCUGGGGGAAAGAAGAUUCAGAACGGUGGGACUCCAGACAUUCCUUCAGCAGGGAUGGUGUCGAGCCAGGACUCCAUAGGAUACCCUUACUCAAACAACUCCCUUUUAAGUGAUAAUUCCCACAUCGGCAUCGGCGACAUCAUGGACGAGCCUGGUUCCAGCAGCCCCAGCAACGACGAAGCUGCCAUGGCGGUCAUCAUGAGCCUUUUAGAGGCCGACGCAGGGCUGGGCGGACCCGUGGACUUCAGUGAUCUCCCGUGGCCUCUGUGAGAGGAGCCUGCCGUUCCCCUCCUGCCCGAGACCGGAGUGAGAGGGAAACCAGCGCUCCUUUUCCAUCGUGUGUCUGUAUCAUCAGGGCCAGAUUUUCCAGAAGCAUCACAGCCUAAUGAUGGGGAAAGUGUUCUCCUACAAGUGUUAUUACUAUAGACAAAUAAUCGUUAUGCUGCAGAGCUUUUCGGAAACACGAGCUGAAAACAGCAUCUAUGCCAACAGCAGAGCCACUACAAGCCUCACAGUGGACGACGUUCUACAACACGAAGCACUUAGCUCCCUUUCUGAGAAGUGAAGAAACUUAGAGUCCAGCAAAACACAAAACAUUUUCGUCUUGCAGGUGUUUUCUAUAUAUAUAUUCAUGUAAAUCACACUGGAAUCAUCUCACUUCUCUCUAUGUGGCACUUCUGUUCUUUUCCUGUAUUUUUGGUGGAUUUUACAUGCAAAGAUCUCUAACAUAUACAUUUUUUUCUCAGAAUAUAUAUGGUAUUAUAAGUGUAUUGUAUGGGCAGUGACAUAUUUUUAAAAUAAAAAGUUUUCCUUUCUCUUGAUAAUAUUUU
Molecule: messenger RNA, 2734 nt
Organism: Colossoma macropomum (tambaqui)
Lineage: Eukaryota; Metazoa; Chordata; Actinopteri; Characiformes; Serrasalmidae
Gene: bmal1b
Product: aryl hydrocarbon receptor nuclear translocator-like 1b
Exons: 20
Coding region: 264-2174 (636 amino acids)
Biological process (GO): circadian rhythm; regulation of transcription by RNA polymerase II
Cellular component (GO): transcription regulator complex; nucleus; aryl hydrocarbon receptor complex
Molecular function (GO): DNA-binding transcription factor activity, RNA polymerase II-specific; protein dimerization activity; RNA polymerase II cis-regulatory region sequence-specific DNA binding
Source: RefSeq, a predicted model, not a curated record